CCUAGUUAGACCGGUUGUAUGGUGUGUGCUGAUUGAGUGAAUUGAGUUCUUUCAAAACUCUGAAAUUAUUAAUUCAUUCGGAGGGAAACGGUUCUUUAAAAUGAUCGGGCAGAAAACGAUUGCAUCUUACUUCGGUCCUGCGGCAAAGAAAAGAACUCUAUCUGAAGUUUCGGAGGAAGAAAAUGAGAAUGAGAAGGAAACAAACCAAGAGGAGCAGCAGGGUGGCCUGAGGACGCCCGUGAAGAAGCCGAGAGCCGGCCCGGGGGGCGAGGAGGCGGCCAGCCCGCCCAGCUCCCCGCUCAGCCCCGAGCAGCUAUCCCGCAUCGAGAGGAACAAGCAGGCGGCCCUGCAGAGACUCGCGGCCCGCAACGUGCCCCCGGGCUUCGGGGAGAGCUGGAAAAGGGAGCUGCUGGUGGAGUUCAGCAAGCCAUACUUCAGCAGGCUGAUGGGAUUUGUAGCAAUGGAGAGGAAACGCUACAUGGUUUACCCACCACCGCAUGAAGUCUUCACGUGGACAGAGAUUUGUAAUUUCCAUGAUGUGAAGGUGGUUAUUCUUGGCCAGGAUCCGUAUCAUGGACCAAAGCAGGCUCACGGGCUGUGCUUCAGUGUAAAGCGCCCAGUGCUGCCACCACCCAGUCUGGAAAAUAUGUACAAGGAGCUCCAAUGGGACAUUGAAGGCUUUGAACCCCCACAGCAUGGAGACCUGACUGGUUGGGCUAAGCAAGGAGUGCUGCUGCUGAAUGCAGUCCUCACUGUGCGAGCACAUAAUGCAAACUCGCACAAGGAGCGAGGCUGGGAAGAGUUCACGGAUGCGGUGGUGUCUUGUCUAAAUAAUAAGCUGGACGGCUUGGUCUUCAUGCUGUGGGGAGCAUAUGCACAGCGAAAGGGCAUUGCGAUCGACAGGAAGCGUCACCAUGUCCUGCAGACGGUUCACCCCUCCCCCCUCUCUGCACACCGAGGCUUCUUCGGCUGCAAGCACUUCUCCAAAACCAACGAGCUGCUGAAGAAAUCGGGGAAGACUCCCAUCAAUUGGAAGUUGCUGUAAGCCCAGUCAGGAGGAGGAGUGCGUUGGUGAGAUCGCGUUGAGGCUUAACCAUGCAGAGUGAUAAAUUCUCAAUUAUCAUUAGCCAGGCCUGGGCAGCAUAACUGAUUUUUGUAUUAACCUUGAUUGGUGGGGCAUUAUUACUAGACAGUUACAUGUUUUGAAAUUUGGUUAAAUCUUUUCCGCCUCUCUGGGAACAUAACACACAUUUAGCAGAUCAGGCUGAGAUUUUUUUUUUGUUCCAAUGGCCCAUGAGUAUCUCAGUGAAGUUAAAAUAUCCAACUACAGAAUUUCCUCAAAUGUCUGAAUUUAGUCCAUGACUAAAAGCUUUUAAAAUGUAAUUUCGUUGUAAAUAUGUCUGUAUUUCAUUCAUUCGUUAAUGCUUUGCUUGCUUGUAAAAUGCUUUGACAUUGACUUUUGAAUAUGUUAAAUAAAAGCUUUUAUUUCUU
This is a messenger RNA of Carcharodon carcharias (great white shark), 1491 nucleotides long. It is a transcript of the gene unga, whose product is annotated as uracil DNA glycosylase a. The transcript has 7 exons. Gene Ontology annotation, cellular component: mitochondrion; nucleus. Lineage: Eukaryota; Metazoa; Chordata; Chondrichthyes; Lamniformes; Lamnidae. Gene Ontology annotation, molecular function: uracil DNA N-glycosylase activity. The coding region runs from base 101 to 1045 and encodes 314 amino acids. Gene Ontology annotation, biological process: base-excision repair; base-excision repair, AP site formation via deaminated base removal. The record is from RefSeq and is a predicted model, not a curated record.